AUGCGUCGCCCUUCGGCAGACCUCACCGACCCUUCGCGCAACCUGGAGGAGUCGGUCGGCUCGCCAUCAUCAAACAUGGAUGCAGCAGAUGUCGACUUGUCCAUGCCCCCGACCUCCGACGAUGACAUAGAAGAUGCAGAUGAUGGCCGCAUCUUCACCCCGCCUCCGCACAUCGCCGCCCGCUUCUACCGUCCGUCUCAGGCUCGUCGCAAGGACUCUGCCGCCUCGUCACGCCGCAACUCCAUCUCCUCUGCACAUUCCCGCUGCUCCUCGACCCAGGCCUUCAAUCGUCAUGGUGCCCCUCAGAGCAAGCAAAUCGCACAGCACCUCCGGCGCACGUCCUUCCUCGAAGAUCGAAAAGCACGGCUCGCCGAUCGAGCUGCCCAUGCUGAAAAGGUUCGCCUGAGAGCCGCCAUGGCCAAGGCCACCCACCGCGAUACCUCCCUCUCCGAAGAACGAGCCUUGGCUGCUCAGCAAGCCCGCGAGAAGAACCUGGCCGAAAUAGUUGCAUCUUGUGCCGAGGAGGUCAAGAGGGCCAAGGCUGUGGCCGAGACCAUGAAGGAUAAGAGGGAACGCGAGCUCGUCAAGCUCCGCAUACAGAUGGAGGAGCGCCUGGCCGAGGCCGAACGCCGGCGGGUGGAGCUCAAGAACCGUAAUGCUACCAAGAGGGCGCGAGGCCAGAGUUUGAUGUCGCGGAAGCCAACCGAGACGUCAUCGAACGCGGCCGAAAGUGAUGACACCCCGCUGCUGAGUGAGCACGACGCGGCCGCAAGGCUGCAAUGGUGGUGGAAGGGCCUCAUGAGGAAGAAGGCCGUCGCCGAGUUCUCCGAACUAGGGCUUACCAUUGAAGGUGUGCGGGAUACGUCCUUUGAUGAGGUCCUGGAGCUCUUGGGUCAGGAGAAGGUUCUCGUACGCACCGCCCGCGUCCUGCGCAUCUGCGGUUUGCAGGAGGGCGAGACAGGGUCUGUCGAUGAGAUGGCCGCCGUCCGUACAUUCCUCAGCGCUUUCCUCAUCUUGGGUCAUCCCACCCAGGUCCUGAGCAACAAGGACGGCACGGGGGACAGGGAACAGGUUGGAUCAUCGCAGCCUCAACCGUUGCCCCGUAACGACCUUGCUAAUCCUCAGCUGCAGGACCUCGUGACGAAAGCCCGAGAUCUCCUAAUAUCUUUCGAGAAUAUCAUGUCACGGCUGACCGCUGCCAAUAACUGCACCCCCCCGCCAACUCUGCGCAUUGCACUGCCCGAGAUUUACGCCACUUUUUACAACGCGUUCCUCGCCUGGAAGUCUCGCGAUUCAGAGUCCCUCGUGCAGCUGAUGCUCUUACAGUUUGUUGAGCUGGACAUGAUCUUGCAGACGGUCCAGGAAAGCACCGACGACGCUGCCGCAGAGCAGUAUCGGGAGAGCAUCAAGAGCAACCAAGUCCAGCUCAUUGUGCGGAUCAAGAAACUCGCCGGUCAGGAGAGGGGCAAGAAGAUGAUUGCAGACGCCGUCCGCAAAGCACGCAAGGCGCGGGCGGCCAAGAAACCCACUGGCGACAUGAAGCCCCGCGUUGCAGAGAACGCUGCGGGGGAGGCCUCUGCCACUGCCGAGAGUCUCGUGUCUCCCGAGUUGCAGACGCUAACGCCGCCGCCGACGCCGGCCAAGGGACACACGAAUCCGCAACCCAUUGAGAUGAAACCCGGCUUCAGUGGCCUGCUGCCCGACAACAGGAUUGUGGUUCAUGAGCUUGCCAUCAACCGAGAGUACCGUAUUCCAGCCAGCGAGUAUCGGGAGCACCGUACUGCUCUUCAAAUACCCCUGUUCGCAGGCAUGCGAGCUAGUAUGGAGGAAGACAACCUUGGCGCCAGCUUUGGCUACUUCAUCGUUAUGAUGAGGUACUUCAAAGACAACCUGCAGCGGCUAGUGAAGGCAGGCGCAUACAUGCACAACACAAUCGGCGAGAUAUUGGACACGGAGGUGGCGGAGCGCCAGUUCCAGAUCGGCAGUUUCUCUUACGAAAAGUUCUUCGUCUCCAUGGCGUCUCUCCUGCCCAAGUUGUGUGCGCCUUUCCGCGAUGACGAGGUCAAGGACUUGGUCGAUAACAAGCUCCAGAACGGAAGCUUGGUUGACCGGGUCGAGGCGCUGACGGAGUUUGUUGAUCUGAUGCUCUGCGACUACGUCAACUACAUGUUCUCGACGGCAGCACCGCAGCUCAUCGAGUCUGCUCCCGAGUACGAGAAGAGGAGGUUCGCCGCCGCCUUGGAGACGGGGCAGCACGGAUUGGACGCUGCAGAGGUGGCGUGGCGAGCAGCACGCUCCAAGGUCCUGGCCGAAGCCCGCAAACGGGAUCCCGAGGGUAUCAACCACCCAAGGUCCCGGCCAACAGACGACAAGAUUUACGCACAGCUGCUUGUUGACUGUUUUACCCAGCCCGCACCCAUCGCCGUCGGUACGGUACCCGAGAUGCUGGGCCUGGACUACAAGCGGAUGACGCGGUUAUCCCUGGCCUCGCAGCGAAUUGUCACGACGGGAGCCAUCCUGCUACAGUGCAAGAAUCUUCUCAAGCGGGACGUACGCACACCAUGGAAGACGGAGGCAACGCGCAUCACAGCGGUUCUCGAGGCGGACCACGAGAACAUGGGUUCAAUCGUGCAGGGCGUCAUGGCGGCGCUCGAGGGCGGUCGGUCUAUGCCAGCUGCAACCAAGACGCACCUAAAGGCGUUGGUGACCAAGGUGCUCAACGCGAGCCAAGACUCGAUGAGGAAGAGCGUCGAACCGACGGAGCCGGUGUUGCGACUUCUCCUGGCCCGUCUCCGAGGCCACAUGAAUACCAGACUGACGGCAGGAUCGGCCAAGGAGAAGCUCAACGCGGCGACGACGGCGCACGAGAAGCUGGCCGGGCUGGGCCUAGCCGAAUUUGCGGUGCAGGUUCGAGAGAUGCUAGACGAGAUCUCCAAGGUCGGGGCCGUGGACAGAGCGGCUCACGGGUCGUGGUGGAACCAAGUGGCGGCCAAGGUGGCAGCGGAAGACGGGGCGGGCAACGGAAGCCCGUCUUGA
This is a messenger RNA of Colletotrichum graminicola M1.001, 3036 nucleotides long. Its product is annotated as IQ calmodulin-binding domain-containing family protein. The coding region runs from base 1 to 3036 and encodes 1011 amino acids. The record is from RefSeq and is a predicted model, not a curated record. Lineage: Eukaryota; Fungi; Ascomycota; Sordariomycetes; Glomerellales; Glomerellaceae. The transcript has a single exon.